This is a messenger RNA of Maylandia zebra (zebra mbuna), 10181 nucleotides long. It is a transcript of the gene fgd1, whose product is annotated as FYVE, RhoGEF and PH domain containing 1. Gene Ontology annotation, molecular function: metal ion binding; guanyl-nucleotide exchange factor activity. Gene Ontology annotation, biological process: filopodium assembly; cytoskeleton organization. NCBI's taxonomy places the organism in Eukaryota, Metazoa, Chordata, Actinopteri, Cichliformes, Cichlidae. The record is from RefSeq and is a predicted model, not a curated record. Gene Ontology annotation, cellular component: cytoplasm.
GGAGGAGUUGUGGUGUCGGUCUGCAGCUCAGAUCAGACUUUCACACAAAAGCCUGGAGCUGCCGAGAGACGGCCAACCGACAGCCAGUCUGUCUGUCUGUCUGUUUGGACAAACUGACGCUGAAGAGAAAGAGCAAAAAGUCUUCAGAGGGGGUCAAACCGAAGCAGCAGGAGGAGCAGAAAUCAGAAAAGGUGGAGGCACUCGAGCAGGAGGAGAGCUGAGUCUGCACAUUGUGCUCUAAAGCUCCUACAGACGUUUGAUUUCAGGUUUCUGGAUCCUCAAAAGUUGUUCCUCAGCUUUAUCUCGGAGGAGCUGGACUGACAGAAACCCUCAGUCGGCACACCCGGGGAAGGUUUUUAAUCUGAAAACCACAUCAGCCGGAUUCCUCUGAUUGUUUCUGCGGAUACGUGACGUGGAGAUGGAGGCACGGAGACUGGUAACGUUUAGAUUCCUGAAAGAGUGACAAAGAGGAAAAGAUGGGAGCGAGAGGGGGAGGAUGAAGGAGGGUGAGACAUUUUUGACCUCCACAUGGCUUCAGCCAGAGAGUGAACCACCAGAGAGUCGCAGCUGAAGUUCAUUUUCCUGAAUGGAGAAAAGAGUGAAGCAGAUAACCGAUGCCGAGUGCGCCUGUGUGGAUUUCUCUGAGAGCAAAACUGACUCUGAACAAGCAGAAAGUGACUGAUUCAAAAACAAACACUCAUAUUUUAAAAUAAAAAGACAAAAGAGAAGGAAAAAUCUCAUGAGUGGAGAAUGAACUGAAUAAACCCUGACCUGCGUACAGGUGUGCAGUGACGUACCUGUGCAGGCAUGCAGCUGAACCGACCUCGCAGCACUCUGCUCAGCCUCCCUGCUCCUCCUGCUCCCUCCUUCUCCAGUCAGUUCAGCACCAUGAGGUUCUCCUACCACCUCAACACACCACCACAUGGCAGCCGCAGCGCCACCUGCAGGACAGGUCCCUCCUCCUCCUCCAGUCCCAGCUUGCUGACUAAGAGCCUCUCUCUGGAGCCGUCCUGCUCACCGUGCGGCCACCUGGGGGCGCUGGAUGCCGACUCUUCGCAGCAGCCGAGCUCUGACCCGGGGCCGAGCUCUGACCCGGGGCCAAGCUCUUCCACAUCAGGUCCCGCCUCCUUGGAGGGAGGGGCAGAGCUAGCAGAACGCCGUGGCUCUGCGAAUGGGCUCCUGCUGGUGAAUGACACGGGGCCGCCGGAGCUGCCAGCUACCACAAUUACACCACCGAGCAAGAGCAGGCCGCCGCUGCCGGGACCUAAACCUCAGGUGCCACCGAAACCCCCCCACCUCCAGCAGCAGACAGGGGUUUCCAGGCCGCGCCCCCGAGCACCAGAAAAGCCCCUCCCACCUACACCCCCCUGCAAACCCCUCCCAGCGGACCCUCGGGCAGGCCGACCUCCACCUAUUCGUGCAGACGGCACCGCCUCCCCCACCUGUGUCUUGUCACUCAUCGAGAAGUUUGAGCGGGAACAGAUCAUUGUGGUUCCUGACAUCACCGGUGGGGCGCUGUGUCCCCGCCUCUCCGACCCCCCCUCCUCUCUGUCAUCCUCCCGACCUUCAUCACCAGCAUCAUCACUAGCCCCGCCCCUCCCUGAAGAGGAGCCGUCCUGUGAGCUCACGAGCCACGACGACAUCACACAGGGGGAUGAGGGUGGGCCUGAGGGUGAGGAUGAGGGGGGAGUGGGUGAUCUACCUGAUGAGGAAGAUGACAAUAAUGGCGAUGACGUUGAUGACGAUGAAGACGACGAUGAUGAUGAAGAGCUGGCGGCUGCUUGCCGGGACGAUCACCAUCACAAGCGUCUGUCCAUGGAGUCAGGUUACAGCCCCUCAGAGAAACAUGUAGAGGAUGAUGUGGUUGCCGUGGAAAUGAGGGAGCAGCAGCUGCAGCCAGCACUGCUUGACCAAUCAGAGUUGCCCUCCGAGCGUCUGUCCCUCCCCUCCUCGCAGACGGACGGCAAGCUGGCCAAUCGAGACAGCGGCAUCGACAGCAUCAGCUCUCCCUCGCACAGCGAGGAGCUCUGCUUCGCGGGUGUGGAUGAUGCGGGCGUGGCCUAUCAGUGCAGCCCCGCCCUUUUGCCCAGACUCUCCAGCUCAUCCUCGUAUGCUGGGGAGGGAGGUGAGGGGGAGGGGGAAGAGGGGGACCCGAGGGCAGGUGCGAGGCGGAGGAGGGAGUUUUCAGAGGAGGGAGACAGCGACCUGGAGGAGGAGGAGGCGGAGCUAACUCUGGUGCUGGCCCCUCCCAAGACAGACCGACAGGACUCUGCUGAGAUGUCUGUCCAGCAGAGGGUCUUCAACAUCGCCAAUGAGCUGCUGCACACAGAGAUUGCCUACGUCUCAAAGCUCCACCUGCUGGACCAGGUUUUCUGUGCCAGACUCCUGGAGGAGGCUCGGUCUCGCUCCUCCUUCCCCUGUGAUGUCGUUCUGGGUAUCUUCUCCAACAUCUGCUCAAUCUACUGUUUCCACCAGCAGUUCCUGCUGCCGGCGCUGCAGAAACGCAUGGAGGAGUGGGACUUAAACCCGCGGAUCGGUGACAUCUUACAGAAGCUGGCCCCCUUCCUGAAGAUGUACGGCGAGUACGUGAAGAACUUUGACCGAGCCAUGGAGCUGGUGAACAUCUGGAUGGAGAGAUCGACUCAGUUCAAGACCAUCGUUCAGGAGAUACAGAGGGAGGAGCGCUGUGGGAACCUGACUCUGCAGCACCACAUGUUGGAGCCGGUUCAGAGGAUUCCUCGCUAUGAGCUGCUGCUCAAAGAUUACCUCCACAGGCUGCCAGAGGACGCCCCGGACUACAGGGACGCCCAGAAGUCUCUGGAGCUGAUCGCCACAGCAGCCGAACACUCCAACGCUGCCAUCAGGAAGAUGGAGCGAAUGAGGAAGCUGUUGAAGGUGUACGAGUUGUUGGGAGGAGAAGAAGACAUUGUUAACCCAACUAACGAGCUCAUUAAAGAGGGACACAUCCUCAAGCUGUCCAAUAAGAACGGGACCACGCAGGACAGAUACCUGAUACUGUUCAAUGACAGGUUACUGUAUUGCGUCCCGAAGCUGCGUCUGAUUGGUCAGAAGUACAGCGUCCGAGCCCGAAUCGACGUGGACGGCAUGGAGCUGAAGGAGACGAGCAGCGUCGCUGUCGCCAGGACGUUCCUGGUGUCGGGGAAACAGAGAUCCCUGGAGCUGCAGGCCAGGACGGAGGAGGAGAAGAAAGACUGGAUCCAGGCCAUCCAGGCGACCAUCCAGAGGCACGAGCAGACGAUGGAGAGUUUCCGACACUUGAACUGUUCACUCCGAGAUGAUGACUCCACGCCGCCUCACUCUCCGAGCUGUGCUGAGCUGGGGAAACGAGCUCCGACUCCCAUCAGAGAGAAGGAAGUGACUCUGUGUAUGAAGUGUCAGGAGCCAUUCAACUCCAUUACCAAGAGGCGCCACCACUGCAAAGCCUGUGGACACGUGGUUUGUGGGAAAUGCUCGGAGUUCCGCGCUCGCCUGUCGUACGACAACAACCGAGCCAACCGCGUUUGCAUCGACUGCUACGCCACGCUCGUGGGCGUGUCGCCGUCUCCCGCCGGGCUGACCAGCAGCAGCCACAGAAGGCGCUCCAUCCUGGAGAAACAGGCCUCGUUGGCAGCAGAGAACAGUGUGAUUUGUAGUUUUCUGCAUCACAUGGAGAAAGGAGGAGGGCGGGGCUGGCAGAAAGCCUGGUUCGUCAUCCCCGAGAACGAGCCGCUGGUGCUCUACAUCUAUGGAGCUCCACAGGAUGUGAAGGCGCAGCGCAGCGUGCCUCUGAUUGGCUUCGAGGUCUCUCUGCCCGAGUCAUGUGACCGCCUGGAGCGACGCCACGCCUUCAAGAUCUCCCAGAGCCACCUGACCCUCUACUUCAGCGCCGACGGGGAAGAGCUGCAGCGGCGAUGGAUGGACAUCCUGUCCAGGGCUGGGAGGGGGGAGGAGCUUCAGUUCCACCGACCAAUUGUGGAGAGUCUUGAGGAGGAGGGGGAGGAGUUUGCAGCUGUGGCAGAGGAAGAAAACACGUGAUUCUGUAGGACAAGGAAUGAUGGCGAUGAUGAAGAUGGGGGCCUUUAAAUGAGGAUCAGUUGGAAACCAGAAAAGAAAACAAACUGUUGUAGCUAAAAUAUCUCACACACACACACACACAAACACACACACACACACACACACACACACACACACACUCUGCUCUCUCUGUGUAUUUAAAGUUGCGUGGUUCGUCUGCAUGAUUCCUCCCGGCUGUCCACACGAGUUGGCGUCUCUCACUCUUUCUCUCUGUCUCACUUCACCUUUUUCUAACCAGUGUUGAAUCGGCGUAGUGGGCGGAGCCUCUUCUGACAGUUGUCUCUCCUUUGAACAAUCACGUCACACUCAUUCGAGUGUCCUGCGUCACCAUUUUCUUGAUUUCAGCACUCCCACGAGCCUCAGCUUCAUCCGGAGUUAUGACAUCACCGUCGCGUCCUAUUUGAAAUAUUUCGUCCACAAAGACCCGAAAGUGAAACGAUGAGAGCCGUAAGGAGCACGUGCACCGCUCAUUCGCUGGUUUUUAAGUCAUUAUAGUAACAAUUCAACAUUUUUCUCCCUGCUGUCGCGCAGAUAAACCAGAAGACGCCACCUCUUGUUUGUGGCCACUUUUUGAUACUUCACAGAAUAAAUAAAAAUUCAGUAUAAAAACGAUCCGCACAUGAAUUGAUAAGGACAAGCGUUAUUACUUUCAGCUGCUGCAAACCCCGAAGCUCUCUGAUUGGACGUUUCCUGGACUUGAUCAACAAUAAAGCACAUCGAACCAACCCCACUGCAAGUCCUCCGCCGCCCACACUUUAAGUUCAUGUAACCGGAUUUCUGGUGAGAGUCUCUCGCUGGUUUGUAACAGGUUUGGUGACUGGGAGCAAAUAAAGUCACAUUUCCUCUACAAGUAAUCAGAGGUGUUACUUCCAGGGACUCAUGUUGAGAAAUUUAACCCUGCGUGGGAUAAAAUCCUCGUUUAGAUCUGGUGGAAAAGCUGGUAGAAGAACUGAGCUCCUCAGCAGGCGUCACAGGAAAUGGAAACGACUUUUAAAUAAGUGUGAUGUGUCUGAGUCAAACAGCAAAAACAACGUUUCAGAACCACGUUAGUCUUCUCCUGAUGUCGUCUCCCGGCUGGAUUAAUCCUCUAUGAGCUCCUGAGCAUCCACAGAACAUGCAGAAUGUGCUCCAGCAUAAAGCAGAGGAAGAACCCACAAACUGCAAGUAAAAAAAAUCCAUAUGAAGAUUCAAAACACAGUUAUUAUUUUGUAUAAACACAAAUAUCUGACAAAACAGAGAAAAUGUCAGGAGCGAGUAAUCCGAGCAUCCUUAAACUCCCACUUAUAGUCAGAUGAAAGCUGAUUGGUUGUGGAAGUGUGACUCAGGUCCUGAUUGAGAACAACAGGCUCCAAAGGUCAGACGUGUGAAUCCCAAAUGUAAGGUGAGGAUGUGAAUAAGCAGCAGGUUUCCUCCCUGCGUUAAAAAAGAAGCUGAGCUGUGCUAAAAAAGGUCGAUGGUGGGAACAGCAGAUUUGAAAAACACAAAGGAAGAAUUGGACCGAUGUUUCCUUCAUCAAUGCACUUAAAUGACUUUUGGAUUUUUACCGCCAAUUUACCCCAGUGAAGAAAUUCUGGCUUUCAACUUUUCAACCAAUUGGAGGAAAGCAGCAGUUCCUCCGCAGCAGCCUCUGCUGUUGAGGUUUUAGCUGAAGCUUUCCUGCCCUCUGCUGGUAAAGUCCGGAACUGCAGUUAAAAAAAAUCCCUGAUCCUGUUCCUCACAGACCUGCAGAAAGUAGCUCAACGUUUGAAGUUUUAUUUAAACUUCUCAGUCUGAGAUAUUUUUUCAUGUAUUUAUUUCCUGAGAGGAUGAUGUUUGUUUCUCAGAGUUCAAACAGUUUCUUCAGUCCGACAAAAAAAAAGCUGAAUCAGACAAACUGGAAGUUUCUUGUAUUUAUUUAUGCUUAACAACUGAAGAGGUGUUAUUAACUGUUCAGUCUUCUGCACAAUAAUAAUAUUAUUAAUAAUAAUGAGUUAAAUGUUGAUGAUUGAUUUUCAGAUUUUCUUUUGAAAUUAGGAUUUUCUGCUCUUGAUCUUCAGAGGUUGGUAUGAAAGGACUUUGUAUCUCCUGAUUUUGACCAAGAAACUCUUUCUGAUGCAGAUACAGUCUCAGUUAAAAUGACUAAAAAUAAACAUUUUGACUUCACAUGUUCUGAUUUUGACAUAAUGUCCUAAAUUUAAUAGACAGUUCUGUUAAUGUUUCAUUAUUUAAUCUGACUGCGGUACAAACGGCAACAUUUUAAUGUAACACUUUGCAUUCAGGAAAGAAAAGCCUUUCGAGGAGGUUCUCGUGUAAAUAUGAUUCAGUUUUUAUAAUUAUUAGGUAUGUAAGUCAUGUGGUCCUGUUAAACUACAACCUCCAAAAUACUUUGCUUUUGUGAAUGCAAAAUGUCAAACAUAUAAUUUGGAAGAAGAAAAUGUUUAUGUGGAGCUGAAAGGAUUUAUUUUGAAUUUCUAGCUGCUCCCAGUGUCUGAUUUUUGUGUUUUUUAAUGGCAGUAAAAUGACUAUUUUGGAUUUUUAGAUUGUUGAUUCAGACAUUUGAAGACUUGGACUCUGAGAAACUGACGUUUUCUGACUUUUAUUGACCAGAAGAUUUAUACGAUAUAAAAAAUAAUAAUGGAAAUAAUCGUCCAAUGAAAGGACUCUUACGAUGAUGUUUUUUGGAUGUAUAAAGUUUGGAUGUUUUUAAGGACAGAGUCUCUAACAGGUCCUGGACCGGACUGCGGACCUUCACGUCUCUCUGGGUCUGACCCAUUCGGUAUUUUGUUUCCUGAAAUGAAUCCAGCGAUUAGAUGGAGCCGAUCUGAACAGAAAUCAAAAGAAAAACUAAAGGCUUUUGUUGUUUUUCUUAUUUUGACUUGCAGUGGUUCAGUAUUUCUCUCUCUGUCUCUAUAAACACAUUUUGGACAAAGUGUUUUGAUAGUGAAAAAAAAAGCAGAUAUUAUGAAUAUUAUUGUUACACUACGAUGAACUGAAACGACUUGUUGUUGGAUAUUUCUGUGUUUAUGAGUCUGGAUUGUGUUGAUGUUUGCUUGAUGCAAGUUGAUGCAAGAAGAAAACAAAGUAAAGAUUUUGUAAAUAUAUAAUUUAUUCUCCCGUGACCCUGUCAGGUCAUGUGACUGUGUAAAGGUUAAAAGGUUAACGCUUGCUGUUCCUCCGCACAGCCAGAGCCACGCAGACGGUUCGAGGACUGAUGGGGUGAAGGUUAAAGGAACAACCUGACGUUUCAGUGACGUCUGUAGCUGUGAGAUCGAACACUGGAAGCAGGGGGAACCUGUUAGCGUAGAAAGGAAAAGAAAAUACUGCCCGGCCAAAAAGAAACGUCACACACUCUUAUGGUUUUCUGGACCGCCUUUAAAUUUGUGGUUUGUGUCGACAAACCUGUGCAUUGUCACAACACUUAUUUCCAUCCAGAGUUGUGGUCAUUUAUUGACAGCAAGGUCUUUGAUGAUUGAAGAUUCGAAUCCCUGUCUUAAAGAUUCGGUUAUGGUCUGGACUCUGUGGUGGCCAAUCUGAUUUGAGCCCGAUGCAUCCUGGCAAAUCCAAUCAUUGACGUGGUCAGCUGACCUGUUCUAGGUCACGUAACAUUGCUGAACCAUGACCUGACCAACUGAAGAAACCCCAGAUCAUAGUCGUCAUGACCUUUGUCCAGUGCUCCAGAGUCUGAUCUUCAUACUCCCUAACAAAUCAAAGCCAUUCUUUUCAAUUAGCUUCACCAAUAAUUGUUUUCCUUAAGGGGACACCGAUGUUUUGUCCCAAUCACUGCGUGUGGAAAUUGAUUUUUUUUACACGUUCACCAAACGUUGAAAGUGACAGCCGAUCCCAAUCGUUCAACACAUUUUUCAGACCACGUAUCUUUUUUAAAGAUGAUGGUUCAACACUUUCUGGAUAAUUCUUAACCCAGUUCUAUGAUUUUCAGUAUCUCCUUUGCUUGAAGCAAUAAUUUGACCUUCUAGUAAGAAAGUAACGUGUUUUCCAUGACCCAGGAUACGUCUUCUGACACAGUUUUUAAAAAAUAAGAAGCUACUCAUAUUAAUCACUGGACUAAUUAUACAGAGGAUGGCUCUUGCCCAUUUGCUUAUUGAACUCUAGAUAGUGACUUUCUUUUUGGUUUGGCAGUGGAUAAACUUAUAAGAUGGCUGGUAGAGAGGAGUGCAGUAUGUCGAUGUGGUGGUUAUCUUUGAGCGGAGUUUAAAAGACGACGCUUUUCCAGGACAGCUUUCUAAAGUUUUCUGUCAGAAUUGAUCAAAAUUCUGCUCAAGAUGGUGGAAGUUGUAAAAUUGGACAGGAAGAAAUACAAGUGAAGAAAGUUAAAAGAAGUUGGAGAGUAAUUGCAACAGGCUGCAUGCAGCUGCUUUGCCUCGUUAACAGACUGUUAAUCAGUUAUUGGUGGUCGCUGAUAAAGCUAAAAUACCAAAGAUGUGCUUGUUCCUGCUCCUCCUUUCACUUUCUGCUGGACCGUCACAGUUUAAAGGCCAAGCUACUCAUCAAAAAUCAGUCAAAAUCAUGAAACUUGUGUUAGUUAUCGAGCUAAUGACACGCAGCUGCUUUCUCUUAAUGUAAAAUGCAAAUGAAUAGGUUGGAAAAGCUAAGCUAACAGUUCCCCUUUGCUUCCACAGUUUGUGCUAAGCUACAUGCUAACCAGAGCAGAAUCUCUGGGAAGCGUUUCGUGAUUCUGCAUUACACAAACUUUCCUCUCAAAAUGUGGAAGCUUUUCUUUAGCUUCUACCUCACCGCCUCGCUAUCUGGUGCUCAGUCUGCACGUGGCUCUGGUUGCUACAGUGUGUUUUUUAGCGUGUUUUUGGCAUGCAAAGCAGUGAUAAUGGAAGGAAAUGGCCAGUAACUCAGCCUUAUAUAGCUCCCAUCAUCAUCAACUGUUUUGAUGUGGUGAAAAAUGCUUAAGUUGCUUCUUUUUGUUUGAGUUUUACUGAAUCUUUUCUGUUGCCAGAGAUCAUUGCAGACUGGAUUAAACUGUUCCUCACUGGUUCUGACGACAGUAUAUAAAGAUGGACAUAGCCACCAUGAAGUUAGCCAUUGGUUUGUGUGGAAUCCAUAGAUACUGGAUAAUUAAUGCUAAAUAGCAAAUUAAAGUAGUACAAUUUCACUUAAAAAACAAGUCAUAAUAUGUAUAAGAUAAUUUUAUUACAUGAAAACUGUCAAUUUGGUUCACUCAUUGGAUUUGAAUUUGUUGGCUGUAACGUCUUUGUAGAGAUUCUUCUGCCAAUCAAAGUAGGGACGCCUCUAAUACUGACAACUUAAGUAUAACUAAGUUCACCCCACUACAGUUUUUAUAAAGGUUUAAAUUAGCCACAGAGACCAAACCCAUGUUGUGGACCAGGGCGUAAACAUGUUUGUUUCUGCUGUACACUCAGACAUUUUAACACGGGAGACUCACUGUUGUAGGCCGCCUCAAGUGGCCAGGUGAGGAACUGCAGUUUAAAAACAAUGGGUACUUUUUGGGUACUAAAAUAGUUCAAACCAAGCAUGCUUGGUUUGAACUAUUUUAGUUUUUGAAGCAGUUUAAAGAAAUAUUUGUAUCCGCCUCAGCCCCUGAUGCGGUUUGUAGUUUCAGAGCAGUGAAAUGCUGGUGCUGGUCUAGGAUCAGUUAUUCUGUCCAAAGAAGAGAAACUGGCUUCUGUGUAAAAACUCCUCUAGUUCUGAUUUUUGCCUUACAGCUUCUGAACUCUUCUUUGUGCCAAUUCAGAUGGGUGUCAGUAUUUAGCCUUUCAGUCUGCAGCUUUAUAUUUAUUUGUUAUUUUAUUCCAAAGGUGUUAUUACUGCUUUUAUUGCUCUUUUUAUUAUUAUUAUUUUAAUUUUUUGUUUUCUUUGGGGCAGUUCUGAUGUGAUCACAGGGGCGUUUGUGCUGUGGACUGUUAAUGGCUGACGUUCCCACACCUCUGGUGUAACAGCAGCACCGUUGUGUAUUCUUCUCCUUCAUGUUGUACUUAGAAGUAUAUUGUUAUUAUUGAUUGAGUAUUGAUUGAUUGCAGGUUAUUGGUUAGUGGCCGGCCACUGCCUUCCAUGCUGUCGAUGUCUGUUUCCCAUCAUGCCCCCUCUGUAAGAAGAUAAAAUGACAAGUGUUAUAAAUAAAAUAAAAGUAUAAAAACUGA